Molecule: messenger RNA, 5990 nt
Organism: Lytechinus variegatus (green sea urchin)
Lineage: Eukaryota; Metazoa; Echinodermata; Echinoidea; Temnopleuroida; Toxopneustidae
Product: kinesin-like protein KIF16B
Exons: 31
Coding region: 96-4436 (1446 amino acids)
Biological process (GO): microtubule-based movement
Molecular function (GO): microtubule binding; microtubule motor activity; phosphatidylinositol binding
Source: RefSeq, a predicted model, not a curated record
CUGAACUCGUUGAUCAUGUGACAACAACAUUGAUUCAAUGAACAGAUGAUCGAGAGUUUUCUUGCUUAUCGGAGGAUGUUUAUGGAGAAGAAAACAUGGCUUCUGUAAAAGUUGCUGUGAGAGUACGGCCUAUAAAUGCAAGGGAGAUCAACCUUGGGUCGUCAUGUAUCAUUUCUAUGGAGGAUAAGAAAACUAGUAUCACAAAUCUAAAGAUCCCAGCUACAUUAGGUGAAUCCAAGGUUACAGGAAGAGAAAGAAUAAAGACCUUCACAUAUGACUAUUCCUAUUGGUCAGUCAAGAAAGGAGAUCCUCAUUUUGCUUCUCAGGAGAGGGUGUAUUCUGAUCUUGGUUCUGAUGUCUUAGACUCAGCCUUUGAGGGCUACAAUGCCUGUAUAUUUGCCUAUGGACAGACAGGAUCGGGAAAAUCAUUUACAAUGAUGGGAGAACCGGAUGGACCGGGCCUUAUACCAAGAAUAUGUGAGGGACUGUUUGCGAGGAUCAGGACCGAUUCAGAUGAUGUCUCAUACCGGACAGAGGUCAGUUAUCUUGAGAUUUACUGUGAGCGUGUGAGGGAUUUACUGAAGACGGGUAGAGAACACACAUUACGAGUGAGAGAACAUCCAAGAGAUGGGCCAUAUGUACAAGAUUUAUCAAAGCACUUGGUUUCAGAUUACUAUGAUGUCAAGGCACUUAUGGAUAAAGGCAACAUACAAAGAACCACAGCUUCCACCAACAUGAAUGACACUAGCAGUAGAUCACAUGCCAUCUUCACCAUUACAUUCACACAGGCCAAGUACAUAGCUGAUAUGCCAAGUGAGACAGUUAGUAAAAUCAAUCUAGUGGAUUUAGCAGGAAGUGAACGAGCCAAUGCUACUGGUGCUACAGGGGACAGGUUAAAAGAAGGUGCCAAUAUCAACAAAUCUCUUGUCACCCUUGGCAAUGUCAUCUCUGCUCUUGCCGAUGCCUCGUCAUCCUCUGGUCCUAGUCCAGGAGGGAACCGCAAGAAAUCUCUCUUUAUUCCAUACAGAGAUUCUGUUCUGACCUGGCUUCUCAAAGACAGUCUUGGUGGAAACUCUAAGACCAUCAUGGUAGCAACCAUUUCACCUGCUGAUGUGAACUACGGAGAGACUCUAAGCACAUUGCGAUACGCAAACAGAGCAAAGAACAUCAUCAAUAAACCUACUAUCAAUGAGGAUAAAAAUGUAAAACUUAUCAGAGAACUGAGAGCAGAGAUUGCCAGAUUAAAGAAGAGACUUGGAACAUCAGACUUUGACGAUCUCCCUAUAGGCAAUAAUAUGAUGGACAAAUUACAUGAGAAUGAAGAAAGAGUGAAAGUCCUGACUGAAGAGUGGGCCUCCAAGUGGAAGGAAACACAGAACCUUCUUGAGGAACGGACGCUAGCCCUGAGGUCAGAAGGUGUGGGGGUGGUGCUGGACUCAGAGCUUCCUCAUCUGAGUGUGAUUGAUGAUGAUCCGUUGAGUACUGGUCUUAAGCUCUACCAUAUCAAGGAAGGAACCACCACUGUAGGUCAUCAAGAUGCUGAUAAUAAAUGUGAUAUCAUGCUAAUAGGCCAUGACAUCCAGGAUGAGCAUUGUCGUAUUGUGUGUACCAAUGGUAAGGUGAUAUUGCACCCGAUCCAAGCGGCAUACUGCGCUGUCAAUGGCAAGGCUAUCACGGAACCAACCAAGCUAACGCAAGGUUGUUUUCUGUCUAUCGGUCAAAGCAAUCUCUUUCGUUUCAAGCACCCUGCUGAAGCCAGGAGAUUAAGAAAAGAACUGAAAUCCAAAUCCAUGAACGAUCUCUCCCUCUACCGAUCCAUGGACAAUCUUCUUGCACCGUUGUCCUUUUCUCCGUUUGGCCUUGAAAUUAGACAAAAGAACCAAGAGGAAUGGAAUAGAUUAAACUUGAAGAGGUCGGAGAUCCAGGAGCUUGAAGAGAAGCACAAGCAGCAGGAGGCAGCUCGGAUCCAGGAGGAGGAAGCCCAGGAGCGGAGCCUGGCCGAACGUAUGUCAACACUGGACCGGCUCAGGGAGGAAGGGGAGACGGCCCAGCAGCAGGCAGCCGAGGCAGAGCGGAGGCUGGAGCAUGAGAGGCGAAGACUGAAGCGACAGAGCGUUGACAUCAUGCAGCAGUUGGAGGAGUUCCAGAAGGAGAAGACCCGACAUCAGAGAGAUAUCGAGGAGAGGCUUAAGGAGCUAGAGAGUGAGAGGAACUCCUUAGAUCAGAUAAAGAGGAUGAUGGAGACGCAGAUGGAGAAGAAUAGACGGGAGAUGGAAGAGGACUUAGCUGCAGAGAAGGGUCGAUUGUCUGCACUUGAACACAAAAGGGCGGGUGAGGUAUCUAAGGCUAUAGAAGAAUUGGCCAAAGAGAAGCAAGAGCUAGAGCGUCAGCUAGAAGAACAUGAGAGGAAACAUAAAGAAGAUCUGAGAUUGGUGGAUGAGAAGGAGGCUGAGAUGAAACAGGCAAUGAAGAAGCUACAAGAUGAGGUUAACAUGAAGAAGGAGAAGCUACAGCAAGAAAGGGACGAAGAGCGCCAUUUUCUCCUGGUGGAGAAAGAGAAGCUGGAGGCACUGCGAGCCAAGCAGGAGAUUGCUCAGAAGAUCUCUUCCCAGAUGGAAGAUUCUGUCAAACAAAGAUUAGCCAGGGAAAGCAGUGAGAUUGCCAAAGCUAGGGACCAGUUUGAAAAACUGAAACAGACGCAGCUGGAUGCCAUCGAAGAAGAGGAAAAAAACAUUCAGUCCAAGGCAGAGUUCCUGAUAGGACAGAUCUGGGAGAAGAGAUCGCGAUUAGAAAGUGAAAAGAUAGAGUUGGAUGACAGGGAGAGAGAAGGGCAACAAAGGCUGGAUAAUGAUUUGUUUACAAGUGCAGAAGAGAAGGAUCUUCUGGAGAGAACUUUGAAAGAGGUCAGCAAGAGGAGGAAAGCGGUUCUUGAGGAAAGAGACUCUUUGGACGAUGAGGAGAAGAAAGUGGAGAAGGUGAUUGAGGCAGAGUUUGUGGUCCUCGAGCAACAGAAGCAAAGAGAUGAGAAGCUAUUAGAGGAGGAGUGGAAGAGCCUUCUCCAGAUUGAGGCAGCAAACUUGGAGUUCAUUGAGCAGGAAGUGGUGGAUAGGACAAUGGGCUGGGAAAAGCAGAAGACAAAACUGACUAAUAUGGAGAAACAGCUCAAGAACUACCACCAGCAACAGAAUGACUUGAGCAACCAGCAGCAGGCAGCUGUUGGGAAGCUUGAAACAGAGAGGACAACCAUCAAGAAUGAGUUCCUUCAGUUGGAGCAUGGUCUCCAGAAGGAGAUCAGCCAUCUGGAGCAGAAGAUCAUCGAGAUUGACUCGCAGGAUGCAGGAGGGGCUGCCAUCAAGGACCAGAAGGUCAAGGUGGACAGCAUGGAACACAAACAGGCAGAGAUCCUGGAGAACUACCAAGAGAAACUCAAGUCAAGUGAAGCAGAACUAGCCAGGGUCUUGGAGGAGAUCACUAAGGAGAGAUCGAAGUUGGAUGAACUCAACCAGACUGGUAGCUUCAUGGAAGGACAAUUCAGAGAAGAGCAGAAGAAACUCAACUCUAAACUAGAGAGUGUUCAAAUUCUUGAGGAACAGAUGCAGCAGGCAGAGCAAGAACUAGUAAAGAGAAGAGAAAACUUUGAAGAGGAGCGAAAGAGAGAGCUUGAAAGAAUAGAGGAGGAGAAAAGUAAACUCAGUGAUCUUGAGAAUCAGGAAAGAAUAAACCGACUGGUGGAGGAGGAGGUUAAGAAGAGACUCCUAGAAGAACAGAUGGAACGUGAGAAUGCCAUCCUAGUGGAGAAGGAGAGGGAAAAACUGGAAAGGGAACAACAGCUGACAGCCAUGAGGGUGGCUCAUGAGAGAGAGAUGAGUGAAAUGAGACAUCAACUAGCUAUGAGGAGUCAUUCCCUUGCCGAUUUGAGGACAUCUAUCCUAUCAUUGAAUGCCAACGCUGACAGCCCUCCAGAGGAAAAUCAGAACAGAAUAAGGAAUCUAACAUUCAUUGAGACGCCUCACACUGCAGCCCUUGACAACCCCAUUCAGAUCACACUACCAAGGUUUAUGCAAAGAGGACAUGGAUGGGACUCGUACUUUGUCUUUGAAAUUCAUGUGAAGGUUAUAAAUGAAUCCUGGAUUGUUUUCAGGAGGUAUAGGAGAUUUAGGGAGCUUCAUGAUUAUUUGAGGAGGAAAUACAAAGAGGUGAAUGCAUUACAGUUUCCACCUCGUCGUCUAUUUGGUAACAAAUCAGAGAGGGUAGUGCUACGGAGAAGGAUGGAAUUAGAGAGAUAUCUUCAGAACCUUAUGCAAGUGUGUAUGAAGAUCCCAAAGUGCCCCAUUGCUCCUGGUCCUGGCCGCGUCAUCUCAAAACAGGUCCUCUGUGAGUGGUCACCGUUCUUCCGCAAGGGUGCCUUUGACAUCACUAAGUACGGAACCGGGUGAUGUGAAAAUAUCACUGAUGAACAGUUUUGAAAUCUGAACAGAACUUGCCAAAAAAAGUAAAUGAUUCCUACGUCAAGAUGUUGCUGGUGUGUUAUGAUCAGUGCUUCAGGAAUUUACGCCUCGCUGUUGACCUUGCCAAUUUUUAUCUUGAAAAAUGGAACAAAUAGAGUGGAUUUUUCAAGUUUCUUUUUUUUGUCCCUAUAUUGUUUAUGUUAUUUCAUCCGAAUGCUAUAGAGAAAGCAUAAAUGCUUAAUGUAGAUGAGCAAUCUUCCAGAGGACCAAUGACUUCACAUCUUCUUCAAGGGACCUGGUAACGUGAAUUAAUUGUUUACCAAGGGUUGCUGCUGCAUUGACAUUCAAAGCGUAAUUGCUAUAUGUAGAUGAGACUCUAUCAGAAGAGGCUUGAGCUAUUAUGUCUUUUCAUAUAAAGUAUGGUUAUAUGCUGUAAAGUAGACUUGCAAUUCAAUUCUAAUAUACCUAUAUGUUAACCCAUUAAACACAAUUUGAUUUCUGCAUAUUACAAACUUUCCAAAGGCUUUAACCAAAGUUAUCUUGGGCAUGGGGCUUAAUAUUUUAGUAAAUUUUGGGUCACACUCAUUCCUUAGAUAAAAUUAGAUUAUUGGGCUCAUAUUGAUCAUCAUAUUAAUAAUACAAGUUCUGUGUAUUUAAGAAAUGUGUUCCAAGUAUCAUCCACUCUACAGAUUGAUUAUAAAAGGUAAUUUAUUUUUCAUUGCACUCCAAAUCACAGAUCAAUCAUUAUUGUAACCAGAAUGAAUAUAGUCGAAAAUCCUUUCAUUGAAAGCACUUGUCCUAUGAUAAAUGCAGUUCUGAACCAAAAGAAGAGUAAAGCCAGCACACACUACAUAAUCCAUUGAGAUUUUCAAAGAAAUUGUGAUAACAUUUUUUAUAUCAACAUCCCAACCUGUAAAAUAGUUAGCGAUGAAAGGUUUUAUAGUGGUAUGGACACUGAAAUCAAAAUUCCAGUCUAUUUUGAGCCUCCCAGUAGGAAUAAAGGCAAAUUCAAUUCUUAAUCAUAAUGACACCACAAUCAUUGGGUGCAACUUGAAGCCAAUUUUUAUUUUACUUUGGCCACAAGGCUUGCAAAAUUCUGAUUUUAGUAUCCUUGGCAUUAUGCCAAACUUGAAAUAAUUUUACCUAUUGGCACUUUCAUAUUUCAUGUAAAGUGUAAUUUAUGUUAAAGUCUUGUUGUCAGAUUGUGUAGUAUGUGGCAAGCUUAAGAGUGUACAGUCUGUAAUUGACUUGGGGAAGUAAGCAUAGAUUGCUUUAUAUUCAUAAUAUGCAUAAUAUCUAAUAUAUAUAUGCAUCAAUAAUGAAAAAAGAACUACUUUAUUCUUGCAUUACAAUCCUUUUACCAUUGAUAUGAAAAAAUGGAACUGUUAGACAUGAAAUCUUCUAAUUUGUAAAAAUACUGAAAUACUGUGUUGUCAAUCCCUUUAUGAUCAGAGAAAAAGACUUUCAUCUGAUUUGUGUAAAUUGUAUUUAUCAUGAUGAUAAUUUCUACAUAAUGUGUUUCAUUGUUUCAAUGUCUUUUUU